AUGGAUGUUAUUGGACCGAUUGAGCCUGCUGCCUCCAAUGGUCAUAGGUUGACUUUGGUCGCCAUUGAUUACUUCACAAAGUGGGUCGAAGCUGCUUCCUACAAAACUAUGACAAAGAAAGUUAUGGCCAAUUUUGUUCGCAACAAUUUGAUAUGCCGUUUUGGAGUUCCAGAGUCUAUCAUCACAGACAAUGGAGCAAAUCUGAAUAGUCACUUGAUGAAAGAGAUAUGUGAACAAUUCAAAAUUACCCACCACAAUUCAACUGCAUAUCACCCUCAGAUGAAUGGAACUAUGGAAGCUGCUAAUAAGAACAUCAAGAGGAUACUGAGAAAGAUGAUUGACAACUACAAAUGUUGGCAUGAAAAUUUGCCUUAUGCUUUGCUAGGUUACCGCACCACAAUCCGAACCUCAACUGGAGCAACUCCUUACCUAUUGGUAUACGAAACAGAAACAGUGAUACCAACUGAAGUUGAGAUACCAUCUUUAAGGAUUAUUCAGGAAGUUGGAUUGAGCGAUGCUGAAUGGGUUCGUAACCGAUAUGAGCAAUUGGCAUUGAUUGAUGAGAAAAGAAUGAGUGUAGUUUGUCAUGGCCAGUUGUAUCAACAGAUAAUGACUCGCACUGUCAACAAGAAAGUAAGAGUUCGAACAUUUAAUGCAUGCCAAUUGGUGUUGAAAUGCAUUUUCCCUCAUCAAGAGGAAUAUAAAGGGAAAUUUGCACCUAAUUGGCAAGGACCAUAUGUUGUCCACAAAGUACUAUCAAGAGGAGUUUUGGUUCUAACAGAGAUAGACGGUAGAGUGUGGUGA
Molecule: messenger RNA, 804 nt
Organism: Solanum stenotomum
Lineage: Eukaryota; Viridiplantae; Streptophyta; Magnoliopsida; Solanales; Solanaceae
Exons: 1
Coding region: 1-804 (267 amino acids)
Biological process (GO): DNA integration
Molecular function (GO): nucleic acid binding
Source: RefSeq, a predicted model, not a curated record